CUUCGUCGACGGUGAAUUUCGCUGAGCGGAGGGAAGGAGAGAGAGAGAAUUGUUGACGGCGUCAAUGGCGGUUCCGAGGGGAGGCAAUGGUCUGGUAGACGAAGAAGAUGUCGAUGGAGAGAACGCUCUGUUCGAGGAAAACGGUAUUGACUCUGACGCCGAUCUCGAUGUUCCGCCGCACCUCCGUGACUUGGCUGCAGCCGUUCAGACUGGCGACGUCGUCGGCUUACGUUCCGCUCUUGAUGUUUUGGAUGGUAGUGUUGACGAACCCCUUGAAGAUGGAGACACAGCUCUUCAUCUGGCCUCUCUAUACGGUCACCUGUCUUGUGUUCAGCUUCUCCUUGAAAGAGGGGCAAAUGUGGAGGUCAAGGAUGAAGAUGGAGCAAUCCCUCUGCAUGAUGCUUGCGCAGGGGGAUUUGUAGAGAUCGUACAGCUUAUUAUUAACAGAGCCAGUGGUCCUGACUGCGUGAAGAGGAUGUUAGAGACAGUUGAUGUAGAAGGUGACACUCCUCUUCAUCAUGCCGCGAGAGGCGAGCAUGAGGAUGUGGUAAGAUUUCUGCUGGCUUCUGGGGCUUCACCGAGGAUGACAAACUCUUAUGGCAAGACACCAGGUGAGUUAGCUGAUUCCAACACCGAAGCCAAGAGAAUUCUCGAAGCCGCCAUGUCUUGCUAAGAUGAGAAUCUCCGAGAUGGUAAUGGAAAUGGCCCAUCUUUUCAUCCUAUUUCCCCAGAGCAAGAAAGUAAGAAGGAAUUUCACCCCUUCGAAUUAUAUGUUAUGUUUAUACAAAGUUAGGCCUAUGGAUCAUGAUCUUCAGUCUCCUAGUUGAUCCGUAUGCUUUGUUAUUUCCUUGGAAGAUUUUGGUUACUGAAACACAAAUUAGGUUAUGAAAUCUAUCUAUCGGAAUAUUUGUCCUUUUUUAGA
Molecule: messenger RNA, 922 nt
Organism: Tarenaya hassleriana
Lineage: Eukaryota; Viridiplantae; Streptophyta; Magnoliopsida; Brassicales; Cleomaceae
Product: BRCA1-associated RING domain protein 1-like
Exons: 6
Coding region: 65-673 (202 amino acids)
Biological process (GO): positive regulation of protein catabolic process; protein ubiquitination
Molecular function (GO): protein binding
Source: RefSeq, a predicted model, not a curated record